Aspergillus brunneoviolaceus CBS 621.78 is the source of this 1787-nucleotide messenger RNA. Its product is annotated as putative solid-state culture specific protein. Bases 299 to 1714 code for a protein of 471 amino acids. The transcript has a single exon. NCBI's taxonomy places the organism in Eukaryota, Fungi, Ascomycota, Eurotiomycetes, Eurotiales, Aspergillaceae. The record is from RefSeq and is a predicted model, not a curated record. Gene Ontology annotation, molecular function: ATP binding; metal ion binding.
CAUACUUUCUCCUAAAGCAGGCCGUGUCGGUCUACAUGCCGAGAAACAAUUAGGUAACAUGUCAUCUUGGCUAGGAUCGUUCCAUAGAAGAUAGAUCGGAACACAUACGCCGACGGAAUCAGGCAACGGUCGACCUUUCCUUCAUGACGCCAAUUGACGUCUAUAAAUCGAUGGUAUGGCUAGACAGAAUCUACACCUGAAGCCUUCCCAGGUGUAAAUCUGUCAAAUUGCGAGAGUCAAUCAUAAGUACAAUCAUUGACCCUUGACGACUAGAUCUACAUCUAAGACAUCAUCCAUCAUGAUUGCCACCGACAUGACCAUAAUCCUAGACACCACACUCGACGACCUCUACUCGCUGGACAGCGACGAACCUCAUGGGGUGGUGACUGCGUACCCACACCCCAGCCAGCCCUCGCGGGCGAUGCCUCACCCCUUCUCGUCCGAGCACUUCCUGUACGGCAUCACCUUCCCCAACACCACCGCCCCGGACGCGAUGCAAAACAUCCUGGAGCGCGGCAUCGCGCAGCGCUACUCCUUCAUCGCCGGCCGCGCGCCCGUCAUUCUGUUCGACUCGCUCCCCGCAGCCACCGACGCGGAAAGCCAGAACAAGCCAGAACAACCCCCGUCCCCAGCCAUCGCCGAUAUCCUCAGCCUCCACGCCCAGCUGCACCCACCCCAACGACCAGAGCUACAGUUCCCCCGCAACGCCUCCGCAAUCGCCCUCCCGCCCAGCACACAGAUCGCCAUCAUCGUCCCGCAAGACGGACUGGCCCACCUCCCGCACAUCCUACCCCCGGAGACCCACUACCACCUCCUCAGCAAACGGUGGCUUGCACUCUCGUCCCUCCCGACGCCGACCUCCAUCAUCAUUGACCCCACCAUCCCCCCAACAGCGGACCACCUCGCGGCCAUCGAAGCAGAAAUCACCCGCAUGCUCCGCCCCAUCCAGACGUACCCCUCCCUCCCCUUCGUCAUCAAAGUCUCCGUCGCCGCCUCCGGCCGCGGCACGUUUCUAAUCCGCUCCGAACCCGACAGAUCGGACGCCUGCAUCCGCAUCCGCGCCAUCCUACACACCUCCUUCCCGCACGUCACGCCGCAGAACGCCCACCUCCACCCCCUGACCCUCAUCCUCCAGCCCUUCGUGGCGGGCGAGGCCCACGGCAUCUCCUUCUUCCUCACGCAGACGGGCAGGGCGAUCUUUCACGCGGCCUCGCGGCAGCAGUUCAACGCGCAGGGCCAGUGGUGCGGCGGGUUGGUGUCGUUCCCUGCGCAGCAUCGGCUCAAGGAGCGGUACUGGGGGGUUGUCGUCGCUGUAGCGGAGAGUUUACAUGCGGAGGGGUAUUACGGGCCGGUUGGGGCGGAUGUGAUGACCGAGGAGAAUGGGGGGCGACACGUGAUCGUGGAUGUGAAUCCGCGGGUGACGGGGUCGUAUCAUCUGGGGUUGUUGCGGGGGCAUUUUGUGGGGAGGGGUUUGAUGGAGGUGGCGGUUUUGUCACCUUUGUAUGUUGUUGGGGAUAGAAGCGGGUGGGUGCAGAGUUUUGCAAGGGAGAUAGAGGAAGGGAGGAUGAUUGUUACGGCUUGGGUGCAGGGGGUGGAGGGAGGGAGGAGUUAUGUAGCUGUUACGGUGGGUGGGGAGGAUGAGAGACGGUUGAAGAGGCUGGUUGGGGUGGUGGAGGCUUUUGUUCGGGAGGGUGAGUCGGGGGUUGGAGAGUGAGAGUAUGUACAGCAGUGUACUGUACUGUGUUGGGCAUGGACUGUAUGCUUGGGGGGGGGGGGAAGGGAGAUAA